GUUUGCAGCCACCAGCCCGCGACUGGCUCUGCUCUGGGGCCGGGCGGCGGCAGAGGGAGCAGCCGCUUUUCCACCGCCCGCGGCUUGGGACGGGGCGGCUCUGUAGAGUCCCGGAUGAGCCGGAGUCGGGCUGGCUCCUGCGGAGGAGCGAGCCCCCCGGCCUUGGGGAAGCAGCGAGAGCCCGAGGUGCCGCUGGGGCGGAGCGCGGGCUGCCCUGAGACCCGAGCCACAGGUAAACCUAAAUUUCAAGAAUGGUGACCAACCCCUUGGCAUGUGUCAGGAAAAAUACAUAUAAGAGAACUAAAUAAAGAUUAAGCAAAACAUGACAUCUCCAUUGUGGUUCAUUUGCGGUUUAAUUCUUUUUGUUUCUUCAUUCAAUGCUGAACAUAGCAAGGCGCCUACUCAUUUUGUGCUUGUAGGUGAACCUAUUGCUAUCAGUUGUCAAGGAGCUGACUACAAUCGGACUUGGUAUAGAAAUGGUAGUGAUACACCAAUAACUACAGAAACACAUACCAGAAUCCAUCAGCGAGAUAACUUACUUUGGUUUAUCCCUGCAACUUUAGAAGAUUCAGGAUUUUAUGAAUGUAACAAAAGGAAAUCUAACAGUUCUAUCAAAAACUAUAUAGAAUUAAAUGUUUUCGAGAACAAUGAUGGCUUAUGUUUUAAUGGAGAAAUAACGUAUAAACAAAAAGUGUUUAUGUCAAUUGGAGAGACUGGUGGAAAGAUUACGUGUCCUGAUCUGGAAUAUUUUAAAGAUGAAAAUAAUACUGCACCUGAAAUACAGUGGUAUAAGGAAUGUAAGCCUGGAUUACUGGACAACCACCGAUUUCACUCUCCAAAGAAUGAGAAUUCUCUUACAAUUAAAAAUGCAACUAUACAUGACAAAGGAAACUACACAUGCCAAACAACAUAUAUCUAUAUGGGAAAACAGCAUAAUGUUUCACGAACCAUUAAUGUAGACAUUGAAGAGGGCCCGAAGAAUACACCACCAGAGAUUAUUUAUCCAAAAAACCAUUCAAUUGAAGUAAAACUUGGCUCUCAUGUCAUCAUGGACUGUAAUAUAUCAAGUAGCAUAGGUUCUGUGACUCCAUACUGGCAAGUCAAUGAUAUGGAUGUUAAUGAAUUUGAUGCUUCAUAUCAAGAAGAAUUCUAUGAAAAAUCUUCCCAGGGAAGUGGUUUCAUAAUUGGAACAAGAUUCAACAUUUCAAAAGUGAAAAGGAAGGAUUACUUUCACAAGUUUGUGUGUCAUGUUUUGCAUCCCUAUGGUGAAGCUGGAGCAUAUGUUGUGCUAAAAUACCCAGCUCCAAACACUCAGGGUUACCUGAUUGGAGGACUUGUUUCACUGGUAUUUGUAAUAGUUGUUGCUGUGUUUGUCUACAAGCUAUUCAAGAUUGACAUUGUGCUUUGGUAUCGGAACUACUGCCAUCAUUUUCUGAGUAAAGAAGUUUCAGAUGGGAAGAUCUACGAUGCAUAUGUGUUAUAUCCAAAAAACAGAGUAAGCUGCCUUUACUCACCAGAUAUCUUUGCACUAAAGAUAUUACCUGAGGUGUUAGAGAGACAGUGUGGAUACAAUCUCUUUAUAUUUGGAAGGGAUGAUUUACCAGGACAAGCUGUAAUCAAUGUUGCUGAUGAAAAAAUCAGCCAGAGUAGAAGAGUGAUCAUUGUGUUAGUACCAGAUUCGUCCUGUUACAGUGUGUUAGAAGAUUCCUCUGAACAGCAACUGGCUGUGUAUAAUGCUAUUAUCCGUGAUGGAAUUAAAGUGAUUCUAAUUGAAUUGGAUAAAAUAAAGGAUUACACAAACAUGCCAGAAUCCAUCAAAUAUAUUAAGCAAAAGCAGGGGGUCAUCAAAUGGAAAGGGGACUUCACAGAGAGAUCUCACUCAGCAAGAACAACAUUCUGGAAAAAUGUACGAUACCAAAUGCCACCUAGACAAACUUUGUCUCCCUCAGAACUACGAUUACUACCACCAACCUUUAAUUCUCCACAUACAAUAACAUUAGAAAGAUGACACCCAAGUUCAGUUUUAAAGCUGUGAGCAGAUCACUUCAACUGCUUUGAAAUGGUUGGUUGAAGGAUAUUCAUUAUGUAUUAUACACUGACAAUCUCAUUUGGAGGUUUACAGGAUUAAAGCCUCUACAACAUCUUCAUGGACAAAUUUGAAAAGGAGAUUGACUAUCCAUUCUCUGAGCAAAUCAACAGAGCAACCUGAAACACUGUUUCAAUAUCGCAGCAGCAUUGCAGGACUUUUUGAAGAAAUACAUUUUUGUAAGGAAAAGCCUUUUUUGCACUUUUAAAUACUGUACUUUUCUUCCCAUAUAGGAAAAUGAAGGAAAU
Messenger RNA from Pelodiscus sinensis (Chinese soft-shelled turtle), 2334 nucleotides. The record is from RefSeq and is a predicted model, not a curated record. Lineage: Eukaryota; Metazoa; Chordata; Testudines; Trionychidae.